This is a messenger RNA of Limulus polyphemus (Atlantic horseshoe crab), 2745 nucleotides long. RefSeq names its product GATOR complex protein WDR59-like. The record is from RefSeq and is a predicted model, not a curated record. The annotation marks the transcript as partial. The transcript has 20 exons. NCBI's taxonomy places the organism in Eukaryota, Metazoa, Arthropoda, Merostomata, Xiphosura, Limulidae. Gene Ontology annotation, molecular function: protein binding.
AAAGGAACAAGCCCAAUCCAGUACAUUGCUGCACAUCUGUCAAAGAUAUAUGGUUUAGAUUGGAGCCCAACACAAGAGCAUCAGUUGGCAUCUUGUGGCCAGGACUACAGUGUAAAGUUCUGGGAUGUGACAAAUCCUAGAAAGGUUGAGAGCACUUUAGUAUCUGGAGCUCCAGUUUGGAGAGCUAGAUAUACUCCAUUUGGAGAAGGGAUGAUCACAGCUGUCGUUCCUCAGCUGAGACGGGGAGAGAACAGUCUCAUUCUCUGGAAUACUUCUAACUUGAGUAAUCCUGUUCACACUUUUGUGGGUCACUCUGAUGUUGUCCUGGAAUUUGAGUGGAGUAAGUUAGGAGAAGAAUCUAAAGAUUAUCAACUCCUGACGUGGUCUAAGGAUCAAAGCUUACGUAUUUGGAGCAUUGAUUCCCAGCUACAGCAGCUGUGUGGACAUGAAGUGUUUCUUGAGGAAGAAGGAGAAUUUCUUUCUCUUGGAGCAGUAGCUGUUAAUGAUUUGGACGCAGCUGAAACCACUAGUCAGGCAUCUCAGACCAGCUUGCGGGAUACUGAUGGAACAGGUCAGAUUACUCCACCUAAAACCACUGAUAAAAAGGAUAAUUCGUCAAACAAUCAAAAAUCUCCAGCUGCUCAGAGCCCAUUACCAUCUCAACCCCAGACUCUUCAACAAGAAUUUACACUGAUUAAUUUGAAUAUUCCAAACAUUAGCAUUGAUGAGAUGGACCCCAUUAAGCGUACCUGCACAGUGACAGCUGUUAAUGGAAAGCAUUGUGUAUGUCUGAAGUUGACCUUUCCAGCAUCUUAUCCUUACAAGGCACCUCCAACUUUUCAGUUUUCCAAAAGGACAACAGUGGAUAACAAUCUUAAAACAAAGCUUAUAAAGGUGUUAAGAACAACAUCAGUUCAACAAGUGAAACGAAACAGGUCUUGUUUGGAGCCAUGUCUGAGACAGCUGGUAGCUACAUUGGAAUCGUGUACUUCAGAUGGUCAAGACCAGCAAAAUCAAACGAGUCCAUUCCAUAUUGAACCAGGAAAAGAACAGUAUCCUGGAAUAAAUGUUCCAGUGUAUGGCAGCUUUCAAGAUGCAAGUGUACCCUUUCCUCGCACAUCAGGAGCUAGAUUUUGUGGAAGUGAUUUUCUUGUGUGUUUUGGUCGUCCCCCACACCUCCAGAGAAUGAAUGUCCCUACUGAGCUAACACCCAGAUCACUUUCAGCCUUGGGAGCCUAUCUUUCAUCUCACAUUUUGCCUAUAAAAAGUCGAAGCACACCAUCUUCUUCCCAGUAUCACCUCAUGUAUCCUCCAGUAGCCCGUAGUCCAACUGGUGACUCGUCUGUCUCAAUAUCCUCUUUUUAUUACCAAGAUAGAGCUCAUAAACAAAAGAUAGAUCGAAAACACUCCCGCAAUAAGAGAGAGAGGAGGUCCUCUUCACAAACACAAACAAGUACACUUGGUACUGUAAUGUUAUAUAGUGUUCUUGGGUUGAUACCUAUAAGUCCUGCCUUAGCACAGCAUUAUGUUCUAGGUGGUGACACUCAAACAAUUUGUAAAAAAAAUGCGUCAGUGGCAGCUGAAUUUGGUAGAAAAGAUCUUGUGCAGGUGUGGCAACUUGCAGCAUUAAUUGCUAGUACUGAAUUGUCUCCAAGUAGUGAUCCAGAUGAUGGAGUUCCAUGGUCCCAACAUCCUUUUGGACGACGACUUCUUCAAUCUCUUAUCAACCACUUUAUCAAGAUUCACGAUAUUCAGACAGCAGCAAUGAUAUGUUGUGUCUUCCACUCUUGUCAGGAAAACAUUGUAAAGAGAAGCCACUCAGUUAUUGACAUUGGAUUGACCUCGCAUCUGUCAGGAAAAUGGUGGCAAAAGGAACCAGCCACAGGGGGUUCCAUGGUCCCGGACAGUCAGCUGCAAGUUUCCAGGACUCUUAGCUGCAGGGCUCUGUUACAAGUAGCCAAAGUGUUAACAGCAAGGCCUAGUGGUUCACCUUACCACACGGUAGUCCCAACUGACAAUUCCUGGGAUGGUUGGAGUCUUGUGUCUAAAACAAAGAGAAACAGGUCCAACAGUUGGACAGAUUCUGUUGAAGAGUUUAGGCUCCUGGAUGCUAUAUUUAAAACAAAAGAAGCUGAACAAGAGAAGCAUGAAUCUUGUGUGAAGCUACUUGAUCCACAGUUAGCUACUCAGUAUGACCAGUUUAAGAAGACUUAUGCUGAAAUCCUAUACCGCUGGAAACUUCUUGAGCAGCGAGCUAUGGUGUUGAAAAAUGUCUUAACAGUUCCUGAAAAACACAAAGGUGUUGAGUUUGUGACUGACUGUCAACACUGCCACAAGGAUGGAAGAGGAGCACAGUGUUUCCACUGCAAGGAAUAUAACUUUCAAUGUGUGAUUUGUCAUGUUUCUGUCAAAGGUUCAUCAAACUUCUGUCUAGUCUGUGGUCAUGGUGGACACACGCACCAUAUGUUAGCAUGGUUCCAGGAAAUGGAGGUGUGUCCAUCAGGGUGUGGAUGUCAUUGUAUAGAAAAGAGUGACAUAUUUGGGCCAUAAUGUUACUGAGAUUUACUAAGACUUGUAAAACAAUGCAAAGUGUAUCCUACCAGAACUGAAAUUAUACCACCCGUUUAUUGUUUUGGUGUAUAGAAAACUACAAAACGGGUAUAUUUUACCUUUCGUACAUUUCUGUUUGUUUGUUCUUUUGAAAAUUCAAAAUACACUAAUUAAAGAGAAGUAUUAGUGUGUGAA